Molecule: messenger RNA, 801 nt
Organism: Trichomycterus rosablanca
Lineage: Eukaryota; Metazoa; Chordata; Actinopteri; Siluriformes; Trichomycteridae
Product: E3 ubiquitin-protein ligase TRIM47-like
Exons: 3
Coding region: 1-801 (266 amino acids)
Molecular function (GO): zinc ion binding
Source: RefSeq, a predicted model, not a curated record
AUGGCCAAGGCAAGUAUUUCAGUAGAUGAGGAUCAAUUCAACUGUUUAAUCUGCCUGGAUCUCAUGAAGGAUCCAGUAACCGCACCGUGUGGUCACAGUUACUGCAUGGUGUGUAUUAAUACCAGCUGGAAUCACCAACGGAGGGUCUACAGCUGUCCUCACUGUAGGGAGAGCUUUAAUCCGAAGCCUGUUCUCCGCAGAAACAACAUGCUGGCUGAAGUGGUGCAAAAACUGAAGGCUGAACUAGAAACUUCUGCGUCUGGUUCUGCGUCAACGCCCUACGCUGGACCUGGAGAUCUGGAGUGUGAUCUGUGCACUGGAAGAAAACGCAAAGCUACCGAGUCUUGUCUGACCUGUGUGGCCACCUUUUGUGAAACUCACCUGAAACCUCACACUGAGUCACCUGCCUUAAAGAAGCACAAGCUGGUCAAAGCCACAAAACUGCAGGAGAAGAUGUGCCCUCAACAUGAUGAAGUGCUGAAGAUCUACUGUCGGACAGACCAAAGCUGCAUCUGUUAUUUAUGUAUGUUGCACGAACACAAAGGUCAUGAUACAGUAGCAGCUGUAGCAGAAAAAAAUGUAAAGGAGAGUGAGCUAAAGAAAGUGCUAAGAAAAUCCAACCAGAGAAUCAGUGACAAUCAGAAGAAGGUGAAAGAGCUCAAAAUGUAUGCCAACACCAUCAAGGGCUGUGCACAGAUAGCAGUGGAUGAUAGUAUGAUAAUCUUUACUGAGCUGAUCAGCUUCAUGGAGAAAAAACGCUCAAGAGAUUAUCAAGAUGAUCAGAAACCUUUUAAAGUCUAA